AUCAGCGGAUCAUCAGAUUAACGUUCUUAAAACGAUUCGCGUAUACACUAAAACCGUUAGCCGUGCACACAGCAACGCCAAUACACGGAUACGCUAAUCACAUGACUUUAGACGGCACGUAACAUGAUCCCAGUGCAUUUCAGACGGCGCGUAACAUGAUCCCAGUGCAUUUAAAGGGCAUGCGCAAGGCUCACCACUUGCAAGUAGAAGGAUGGCAAGCCUAAAGACCUUUUUUUCAUGGACGGACGACGAGGUCCAAUUGUUACUAAACGUAACAUUGGAUUAUAAAACAACGGUGUCGGGUCAGGGUGUGGACUGGGAAAGUGUCCAAACAAAAUAUGGGGACAUACGGGGCCGUUUUUUGGACCACUACCCCUCGCCAGAGGAUGCCCGCGCAAGUGGGAAAGACUUCCCUCACGCGAAGGAGGAGAUCUCAAAAGCUCAAGUGACAUCGAAGCUUAAGGCUAUACGCACGAAGUACAGACGGGCUGUGGAUGCUGGGCGAAGGAGUGGUUGCGGCCGAGUGGUUCUCCUCUUCUUUGAAUUGUGUGAGGCCAUUUGGGGGGGAUUGGCUGGCACCUGCUCCCUUCCUGGAGGAAUAGAGACAGCAGACCUUCGUGCGGACCGACCUUCUGAGGCAACAAGCUCCACAUCAAGCUCCACGACAGAAGGUGGCGCUGACUGUGAUGAGGAUGAGGAUGAGGUGGGUAGCCAGGUGCUGAGUGGGCAGACGGUUGCGAGGUGUCGCACUCAACUGGCCACAAUGAUGGAGUCGCACCGCACAGACCGGCUGAAGAGGAAGAUAUCACCACUUGUCAUUGCUCAGGAGGAACUGGAGCUAAAGCGUCGAAUGUUCCAGCGGCUGGAGGAGACUGACCGUGAGUUCGUCGGCGCCAUGAACCGCAUGGCCACAUCAGUUGAAAUGCUGGUGCAGCACAUGGUCAGUGGCUCCAGCCACAGGAGGCUUCAUUCACCACAGCACAGCACACCACACCAUGCCUCCUUAUAUUACAGCACACCACGUCACGGGACCUCAUACUACAGUGACACACAGGAUGGCAUGCCAUAUCUCAGUUAUGGGCAUCUGUAAAUUUUGUUAAUUUUAUUAAUUUUAAUAUAUAUAACUGUAAAUUU
Molecule: messenger RNA, 1134 nt
Organism: Neoarius graeffei (lesser salmon catfish)
Lineage: Eukaryota; Metazoa; Chordata; Actinopteri; Siluriformes; Ariidae
Exons: 2
Coding region: 212-1090 (292 amino acids)
Source: RefSeq, a predicted model, not a curated record